UCUCAUUGCAAUCUAGUGGAAGAGUGAAUAAGAGAUAUCAAUAUAUUAUGAUAAUGGAGGGAUACAAUAAGAAGGUUAUGAUUGUGGGGAUGGUGUUGGGCAUGGCCAUGAUUGGGAUGGCCAAUGGCCAAUACUCGUUUUGUCGCAUGCCCAGCGAUGGGUUGGCGGCAUGCAAGCCGAGUGUGAGUGGGGACUAUCCUGCUGAUCCCUCCACUGCUUGUUGCUCAGCCAUUGCCAAGGCUGAUCUUAAAUGCUUCUGCCGCUUCAAGGAUUCGGGCCUUCUCUCUAUGUAUGGUGUUGAUCCCAACAAGUGCAUGGAACUCCCUGUUAAGUGCAAGGUUGUCGACUCUUUCCACUGCUAGAUUCAUUAGAGGGGGCACUAAUCAAUAUAAACUACACAAGGGCACUUAAUUAACUAUGUACUCUCGUUGAUUGCCAUUGUUAAUUUUCUAGCUUGUGCCCCUGCUGUUUAUGUUUCUUAUUUUCCAACGUGCUUGUUGCUAAUGUAAUGGAUCGUGGCGUGCUUGUUUUUGUUUGUUGUUGUUGUUGUAACUUGUAAUAGUGUGAUUUGUUUGUUUCUCUACUUUAGUUUUGGCUAAUAUUCCUGUUACGUACGUACAUCUUUAAUUUUGGUUUGUUGUGAAUCAAUGUUCUUGUCAAUUUCUUUUCUUGGAAAGCUCCUUUCAUUUUAAUGGAAAGCAACUUUAACCAGAUCCUUA
Glycine soja is the source of this 719-nucleotide messenger RNA. RefSeq names its product putative lipid-transfer protein DIR1. Gene Ontology annotation, molecular function: fatty acid binding. NCBI's taxonomy places the organism in Eukaryota, Viridiplantae, Streptophyta, Magnoliopsida, Fabales, Fabaceae. Bases 48 to 362 code for a protein of 104 amino acids. Gene Ontology annotation, biological process: systemic acquired resistance. The record is from RefSeq and is a predicted model, not a curated record. The transcript has a single exon.